UAAAUUUGAAAUUGAAGAGGGAUAGGCGAGAAUGAGCUCACACGAUAUACGUCGUCCAUUCAAACGUCCGGCGAUCUCCGACCAACAACGACGUCGUGAACUUUCAUUGCUCCGACAAUCCCAAAACCGGCGUGACGCUCAGUUACAAGCCCGUCGUUUAGCUUCCACAGUUCUCUCUCUUCAAGAAGAACAACACCAAGUUGACGCUGUCCCUGAAGCUUGUUUAGAAGAAACAGAUGAGGAUGAUUAUGGAAAUCAUCAUAAGGAUCUUCGUCAAGCUACUAAGCUAAGAGGACCUGAAGCGAGGUUAUGGUUUGCGAAGCAACUUAUGCUUCCCGAAUGGAUGAUUGACGUUCCCCAUAAUCUCAAUACUGAUUGGUAUGUAUUUGCUAGGCCUGCUGGAAAACGGUGUUUUGUUGUUUCUUCGAAUGGAACAACAAUCAGUAGACUGCGCAAUGGAAUUCUCUUGCAUCGUUUUCCUUCUGCCCUACCCAAUGGUGCCAGGACUAAUAACAGUAAAUCUGCUCAAUCAUACUGUAUUCUUGAUUGCAUAUUUCACGAGUCUGAUGAGACUUAUUAUGUCAUUGACGGUGUUUGUUGGGCGGGAAUUUCAUUAUAUGAGUGCACUGCCGAAUUCAGAUUCUUUUGGUUAAACAGUAAGCUUGCUGAGACGGGGGCUUGUGAUGCUCCCUCAACUUAUCAUAGAUAUAGAUUUAGCACUCUUCCUGUACACAACUGUGACAAAGAAGGACUACAGACAGCUUAUGCAGGACAAGUUCCAUAUGUCAAGGAUGGAAUACUGUUUUACAACAAACAUGCACAAUAUCAAACUGGAAAUACACCACUAGCAUUGGUUUGGAAGGAUGAGAACUGUAGCCAGUAUGUCAUUGAUACGGAUAAUAAAGGACAAAUUCCAAGUCAACAACAGGUAGUUUUGGAGCUCCUGGAUGAUGGCAGACUGGCUACAUCUGAUGACCCUCCUGUCAUAUUUGGCUGCUUGCUUGGUGAAUUCGUGCAAAAGACAGAACUUCACCGUGGAGAUCUUCUAAAGUUUGCAAUAGGUGAAGGGGGGUUAGUUAUUGUUGACAGUAAACUGGAGAAGGUUGAUCUGCAAUACCUAGGCAAGUCCAAUCGUGCUCGUGCUUUUGCUGAUAGUUACUCGAAGGUCUUGUUCCAGCAUGCAGCGCGGUAUUCUCCUCUCAGAAUUGAGUAUCUUUUUGCAUCAAUCAGUUCAUGUGUUGAAGAUGGAAAUCCAACCCAAGAUGCAGAGAUGGCUGGUUAAAGGCGGCACAUGCAGGAAACACAUUUCAGCUAAGCCAAAUAAAAAUGCCCCGUAAGAAAUUAACUUGAGUGGUAGGCAUGAUCAUUCUCGUCCUGCAUCAUUUUUCUUGUUUGAACGUGUAUAUAUGAUCCAAGAAAAUACAUUUUUGCGUCACUUAAGAUUAGAACAGUCAUAGGUGAGAAAGUAAAUCCCUUUUUGACUUCACUUAUGAGGUUUCUUCCCCGGUCUGAAAUUGACACUUUCCGGUCUCAUCCAUCUACUACUACUACUUAAUUUGAGCAGUCUAAACUUUUACAAAUGAAGAUUAAGGGGAACGCCUCUGAAAAUCCACAGCUUCUGAUUGCGCAGCUGAACUUACCUCCGGUGUCCAACGGUUCAUUGUUGACGUAAUAUUUUUCAGAACAGAAUUAAUAGUUUGGCGAAGACAGCGCUGAUGGCAACAUGUUUAUACAAAAGAAGUGCACAUGGGUCUCUCGGUUAAUGCUUUGCAUAAUAGUCCACAACAGAACCUUUUGGAAUUUUGUAUUUUAUUUAUGAAAAGCUCCAAUACUCUUCUCGAUGUUUCCCCUUGGAAUGAGAUUAACAAUCUAAGUGACACAGCUUUGUCUAUUUGUGAGGGAGGGAUUGAUUUUUAGAGCACAUCACAUGAAAAUUGUAUUCAGCCAGUGGUGGAGUGAAUAUAUUUGCUGAAACCAACGUUAGUGUACGUUAUGACUUCUCGUUUUGUAUUGGAACCAAUUACAACAAAUUUUGUAGCUGAA
This is a messenger RNA of Lycium ferocissimum, 2043 nucleotides long. RefSeq lists its product as uncharacterized. Gene Ontology annotation, biological process: snRNA import into nucleus. The record is from RefSeq and is a predicted model, not a curated record. NCBI's taxonomy places the organism in Eukaryota, Viridiplantae, Streptophyta, Magnoliopsida, Solanales, Solanaceae. The transcript has 7 exons. Gene Ontology annotation, cellular component: cytoplasm; nucleus. Bases 32 to 1282 code for a protein of 416 amino acids.